AAGUUAACAUUAUGUGCUUAUAAUAUAAAACUUAUACAGUUGCUUACUGCAGUGCUUAUGCCACAUACAGAGAAAAUAUGAUUCUGAUAUCUCUAAUAGCUAGUGUUUUAAUUUAGAGUGGAUUGUCAACUUUUCAAGAGCUAGGUUUGGUCACAAGUGACUAAGUGAGAGAUAUUUAGUGGCUGAUAGAUUUUACAGCUUCAGCGGUGAGGUUCACAGGAUAUAUACAGAAAUAGUAUAGAUAUCAGAGGUUACUAGCUAUUGUCCAUGACAAUCUUGUUCCACAUAUUGAAUUGCCCACCAGUUCUUCUAGGUAGAGUAAGUAUGAAUAAAACCCCGUACAGAAGAAGAUCAAAUUUAUCUGUAGCUGUACAAAUAUCUUCAGUCUCCAUACAAACUGAUGAUAGUGAAAAUUUAAUUGAAUCCAAGAAAAUUUUGGGGUCAGGUAUGGCUCUAAAAAGAAGUCAGACCCCAAAUUCCCUGCUCAGACAACCAAAUACAAUUGGUGUCAUUGGAGGGGUAUCUGUUUAUUCUACUCUAAUUUUCUUGGAAAAGCUUGUCCGGUGGAGCUCUAAAGAUGGACAAGAAUGUGUACCUUUUGUUGUCUGCAGUGACCCAGCAUUAAGUAAGGAGCUUCCUGUUCUUAGCUCAUUUCAUUCAGUCAAUGAUAGAAAUGCUCAAACCCAAUUCAAUCAUGGCCAUAUAGUUCGGGAUCUGCAGCAAAAAAGGUUGUUUCUUGAGCAAUCUGGAGCUUGUUGCAUAGUCAUGCCAUGCCAUCUAUCACAUGUGUGGCACAGUGAGGUUUCUAAGGGAUGUUCACUACCCUUCCUUCACGUAGGUGACUGUGUUGCCAUGGAGCUCAGCAAAGCAGAUUUGAGGCCACUUGAAGCUGGAAGUAAUGUGCGGAUUGGGGUGCUUGCUACAGGUGCAACUUUAAAGGCUGGUGUUUAUCAGGAAAAACUACAAAGUCAGGGUUUUGAGGUUGUGUUGCCAGACCAAGCAACCAUGCAUCACAUUAUACUUCCAGCAAUUGAAGCAUUUUACAGAAGGGACAUUACAGGGGCUAGGAAUCUUUUAAGAAUUGCUGUCCAAGUUCUUUUGGUGAGAGCUGUGAACACUGUAAUCCUUGCUUCUGAUGAAAUGCAGGGUCUUCUGCCUCAUGAUGAUCCUCUUCUUAAGAAAUGUAUUGACCCCAUGGAUGCUUUGGCCAGGUCAACUAUAAGAUGGGCUACAUCUACAGAAAAGGCUGACCUCGAGCCUAGCUCCAUUUAUUACCCUACGACUGAGGAGGUCUCUGCUGCUAUAGGCACACCCAUGGAGGGUUUAUUUGAUGGGGUUGAUGUGGUGGCUAAAGCCAUGGCUUUUGCUUCUGCUGCUGCACAGGGGGCUCCUGCCGAGACCCCCAUCCCUUCCACCGAGCCUAGUCCUAUAGAGGAGGAUGCCCAGACUGAGAGGGUAGUAAAGGAUGGUUCUUCUCUGGUGAUCACUCCUUCAUCUAUUCCUAGUUCUGCCAUUCGUAGGCCCGAUGCAGAUCUGUCUUCUGAUGAGAGAUUUAAGGAAGUUCUUGAGGAUUCUGAUGAUGAGCCUACCAUGAAGAAGAGGGUCUCAGAUUCCGACAAGGAGGACAGUGGUGAGCACGAGACCAAGGCUCUAGAUAUCCCUGAGGAGCCUGAGACUGUAGCAGAUAUCACAAUGCCUACAGCCCCCAUUCCUGCCACACCUGCAACUCCUGUUUCUGCCACACUUGCAGCCCUCACUUCUACAGGUCCUGGUCCAAUUCUUACUGGUGUAACUGCACCCUCUCAGUUUGAGGUAGACAGCAGCUCUGCUACAAUUCCUGAUCCCACGAGCGAGGCUGCAGCUUUCUUCACCCGCUUUGACCAGCCCGAGGUCAACGAUCUUGAUCCUGCGGACUUCUGGGGUACUAGGUCUUCUUAUGUUGAUUUUCAUGACUUCAGGGUUCCUGAGGAAUGCGCUCCCCAUUUGGAGGGAAUCUAUAGGAGCCGUGGAGACUUCAUGCGGGGGUUUCUUUUCGGUCGUUCUGCAAGAGAGCAUUUCUUGAAGUUGUUGGGGAGCGUGAUGAAUGAUAUCGAGCAUAACUCCAUCGAUACCAUUUCUGCUGAGAAGAUCUUGCAGUGGAGAGCCGCAGUUCAGGAGUUGAUUAGAGUGGGCUUUGCUGUGGAGUUCAUGUUGGACCAUUUGCGAGAGAUUGCUCGAGCCUUCUUCAUGAAGAAGGUUCAACCUACUGUGGAUGUUAUAGACACGCGCAUUGAGGCUUUGAAGAAGGAGGUGACAGACUUGGAGGGACGUCGUGAGCGCCUACUUUCUGGUGUUGCUGGACCCAACCGCUUUGGAGAUCAGACCCUUAUUUCUGGACUUUUAUGAGAUCAUGUAGUUCCCCCUUUUGUUUCAUUUCCCUUAUUUCCCUAUCUAGUACACUUUUUAUUUUCUACAGUACUUAUUUGGCAAGUUUGACAUGACUGUCAUAGUUCCCCCUUUGUAAACUAUAAUACUACAUUCGCUACUGCUUUUGCUACAAGUAUUGCUUUGACUAUGAUACAA
Quercus lobata is the source of this 2562-nucleotide messenger RNA. RefSeq names its product aspartate-glutamate racemase family. The transcript has 6 exons. The record is from RefSeq and is a predicted model, not a curated record. The coding region runs from base 268 to 2385 and encodes 705 amino acids. NCBI's taxonomy places the organism in Eukaryota, Viridiplantae, Streptophyta, Magnoliopsida, Fagales, Fagaceae.